Messenger RNA from Acytostelium subglobosum LB1, 597 nucleotides. RefSeq lists its product as hypothetical. The record is from RefSeq and is a predicted model, not a curated record. NCBI's taxonomy places the organism in Eukaryota, Evosea, Eumycetozoa, Acytosteliales, Acytosteliaceae. Gene Ontology annotation, molecular function: fatty acyl-CoA hydrolase activity. The annotation marks the transcript as partial. The transcript has 2 exons.
AUGCCAAGAAUACAACUGAAUGCACUAUCUAAAUACUUUCAUGUCUUUCAACGUAAAGUUAACAUUAAUGACUUGAACUACAUGUCACAUCUAGAUCAUGCUUCAGUCAUCAAGAUCAUUCAUGAGGCUAGAGUUGAUUGUUUGCGACAGAUAGGAUUGUCAGAGAGGAAUCUGAUGCCAAAGAAAGGACCAUUCUCUGUUCAAUUGUUGAUUGGUGAUAUCUCUGCACAGUACUUGAAUAAUGGCGAAUUGUUUGAUGAUCUGAUCGUGGAGAGUGGAUUUGGAGAGAGGAGUCGCUGUGGCUUCCGCAUGUGUCAUCGCAUUCGCUCGUUGGUGCCCAUUGGCAGCUCAGACUUUCCCCAGAGCAUUGUCGAGCAUCACGUUGGUGAGACAUUCCAUCUUGACCAGCCGACUGGCGCCACAUUCAAACCAAUCGCCUUGGUAGAGGUGGGCAUGGUUGCCGUCGAUGCCAUCUCCAAGCAGCCAAUCGAACUGCCGUCCACAUUCUUUGAGAAGUUGGGCUUCUCCAAGUCUGAGUUGGAAACACAUCUCACCACCAUGUCUGCCAAUGGCGGACCAUUCAACAACAACAAGAAG